This is a messenger RNA of Pseudomassariella vexata, 1296 nucleotides long. Its product is annotated as phosphatase 2C-like domain-containing protein. The transcript has 2 exons. NCBI's taxonomy places the organism in Eukaryota, Fungi, Ascomycota, Sordariomycetes, Amphisphaeriales, Pseudomassariaceae. The record is from RefSeq and is a predicted model, not a curated record. Gene Ontology annotation, biological process: protein dephosphorylation. Gene Ontology annotation, molecular function: protein serine/threonine phosphatase activity. Bases 1 to 1296 code for a protein of 431 amino acids.
AUGUUCACUUGCACCACCCUGCCUCGCCUCCGGUCCUGCGCCAGCAUACGCGUAACCUGUCGUCCCGGCCCGGACGAGGCCGAGGUCUCGCGCAUCUUAAACCAAGACAAAGGGGCGUACACCCGGCGCGGGGCCAACGGUUCGGGCUUCGAGCAGUAUGAUGGCGUACGCAUCGCAUCUAAUGGCCCAACCGAGGACUUUUUCGUGCACGGCAUGUUUCCUUCGCCGCUCGCGGGCGGUGGAGGAGGCAAUUGGAUGGCGUGGGGUGUAUUUGAUGGGCAUGCGGGGUCGCAGACGGCGGAGCAUUUGACGAAGCAGCUUCUGCCGUUCGUAAGGCAUUCAUUACAAGAUGUCACCCGAUCGAUUAGUCCUAGGGUCCAAGAAUCAGAGAAUGCACCAGUGGAGGCCGUUCAGUCGGCCAUCAAGAACGCGUUUGUCGCACUGGACGAUGCCAUCAUCAAUGGCGCCAUCGAGGCCGUGCGAAAUGACGAGUCGUACCAGGAUAAGGUCAUGAAACUUGCAAUCGGUUACGCCGGCUCAUGCGCCCUGCUCUCGUUGUUCGACCCCGACACGAAAACCCUCCACGUUGCAUGCGCAGGCGACUCCCGAGCUGUGCUGGGGCGGAAAGGGGCCGAUGGAACAUGGGAGACCGUCCCGCUCUCUGUCGACCAGACUGGAGCGAAUGAAGCCGAGAUCGCACGCAUCAACGCCGAACACCCCGGGGAGGAGGGUAUCUGCAAAAACGGCCGAAUGCUCGGACUCAUGGUGACGCGGGCUCUGGGAGACGGGCGUUGGAAGUGGACUAAUGAGUUCCAGAAGGAAGUUACGAGCGCGUAUAAUGCACCUGCUCUCAACGCCAAGUAUCCGAUCAAGACACCGCCAUAUCUUAUCGCUGAGCCGGUUGUCACGUCAACCAAGAUCAAUACCGAGCAGCCAACCUUCCUCAUCAUGGCUUCGGAUGGGCUGUGGGACCGAUUGUCUAGUGAGCAGGCAGUUGGGUUGAUUAUCCAGUGGUUAGACUGGAGGGCAAAGGGGAAGCCCCUGUCCCAAGGACCGGAGAAACAAUAUGCUCCGUUCGACUUGCAGAGGUAUAGCUGGGAGACGGAGAAUCCGAUCAAGUUUAGGGAAGAGAGGACUACGAUACAAGACGACAAUGCGGCGGUUCACCUGGUGAGAAAUGCACUGGGUGGUAAUAACCAUGAGAUGGUUGCUGGAACACUGGUGUUUGGUCCGCCGUUUAGCAGAUAUGUCCGUGACGACAUUACGGUACAGGUUGUUAUUUUCAAGAGUCAAUGA